Molecule: messenger RNA, 9715 nt
Organism: Sitodiplosis mosellana (orange wheat blossom midge)
Lineage: Eukaryota; Metazoa; Arthropoda; Insecta; Diptera; Cecidomyiidae
Product: ras-related protein Rap-1b
Exons: 6
Coding region: 5347-6207 (286 amino acids)
Molecular function (GO): GTPase activity; GTP binding
Source: RefSeq, a predicted model, not a curated record
GAGAGAAAUGAACUGCGAGAGAAAUACUAUAUCCAACAUCAAGUGAAACAUGACGACGACGUAAAAUAUAUGCACAGCAUCAUUUUUCCCCGCUAAACGCUUCGAUUCUUUCAUGUUUUCCUUUCGAUUGACUCAUUUCCAGUGGAGUGAAUGUGAACGAGAGGAUGCGAACCGUAUGGAGGCGACAGCCGAAUGCGAAACGUUCUGUAAUUUCACAAUCUCAGCACAAUAUUUUUCCACGAUGAGCAGAUCAGGGAAAAUUGUACCGAGAGCUAACGGCUUUGGUAUGGACAUAAGAGAGACACGCAUAUCACGUAUUACAACAUACACAGUGUAUAUGUAUGUUGAGAUUGCAGGACUGAAAAGCUUGUGCUACACACUGGAUACUAUACACUCACAUACACUCACUGUCGACGGCAUUGUGGUCGAAGUGAGCGAGUGAGUAGCAUUUUUGACGACGCAAAACCGUCAAUUGCGUCUCUCUAUACGGCUCUGGUGGAGCUUAAAUACACAUAGAAUGAAGUUGAUUUGGCAAACGACGGAAUUUCGUUAAAUGCGCCACGCUUAGCACACGCGAUGAGUGCGAUAGAGAGCAAAAGCGCGGACUCGACCGAAAUCGAAUGAGAAGAAAGGUAAUCGUUCGGCCGAUAUCGUUCGUAACAGAGAGGCAACAGUACCAUCAUCAACAACAGCAGCAGCAACAGCAACAGCAACAGCAGCAGACCGGGUAAAAGAACUGCAUGUAUCGAAUGAGUGUGUUUCCCGAAAAUGUUCUCUCUAUUGGCCGUUGUGCACCUUUUGCUCUCUUUCUCACAUUAUCCAUGCUCUCGCGUUGAUACAGCGAGCCAGAGACGACACUACACAUCGACGUGUCGACUCGUCCACUGUGGACUACAAUACGCUUGAGAUAUACGAUACGAUUGCGAUUGGCACACAGCAGCAGCAGCAGCUGUACUAACGAACCGAGUUUUGAUUUUGCCAAAGCUCUCCAACAUUUUCCCCGGGCCGUUGAUGAAACGUGUUUGCAAAUUCGUGUGAUAACAACACCACAAAAUCAAAUACCACAACAAACAGUCUUCACAUUUUCGUCGAAACGAAACAGUUUGCGAUCAGAUAUUUGUGCGUAACGUUGUGUGUUUUUGUCAGUUGCGUGUGCCUCCUUGAUGUGGUCACAAUCUACACAUAGCAUAAGUAAUUGAGCAGCAAUAGAAAACGAAGAGAAGAGCGAACGAAAAGAAGGGAGAGAGAAAGCGAAAAAAAAAACAGACACACAACACCGAGGUAAAGCUCUUGUGAGUGAGAAAUAUAUCGCCAGCGCAAAAGUGGAAAGCGAACAUUAACGGUGAAGCUGAAGCACUUGGUGGCUGCAAAUUUCGUUUGUUGCAUUUCGUGUGAAAAUAUAUUCAGUGGGAAUUAAAAGAACGACUCAUUUGAGACUUGCGACUUGAGAUUUGAAUAUUUGUCAAAAGUGUUUGCCCAUUUCUUUUUUUGGCUUGUUUUGUUUGCUUUUUCUGGUUGUAGUCGUGUAGUGCCAAUUUCUUCUUUUUCGUUCGUUGCUCGGUGCAUUUUGUGUCGUGUGUGCGUGUACGAAAACGAAGAAGUGAAAUAAGGAAAAAAAGCUCUCAAAGAGAUACAAAGAAGAUAACGACUACGACGACGAUCGAAAAAAUGCUGUGAAACUGUAAGUUAAUCCGAUCUCAUUGACUGCAUUUUUUUUCUGCUUGUUGAUAUUUUUUUUUCUCCCUCGCUCACUUUCGUACAGAAAGAAAGCGAAAAAAGUGAAUCGAAAAGAAGACUUACAUAGACGACGAUGACACCUGAUAACAAAGAUUCAAUAGAUUCCGAACAAUAACAAUUCGAUUUAUCUUUUUUUGUGUGUUGCAAUCUGUCUGUGUGUAUGGGCUGUGUGAGCAGCAAUAGACACACAAACCUGAUGAUCCUUUUGAAACGGUAUUUUGUCUGUUUAUAUUUAUUGUUUUGAAAAUGAGAGAGGCACAUGGAUCUCAUUCUGCUCAACGUUGGACAGACAAACAGAGAGCGAGCGAGAGAAAAAGAGAGAGAGAGAGAGAGAGAGAGAGAGAAAACGCAAAAGAACGAGCUCGAAGCACCAUGGAAAUGAAUUUCUCGCUUCCGUUACUACUUAAUUCAAGUGUAAAAUUUUUGCUCGCUUUUCUCUUUUUUCCUCUUCCUUUGCGUUCGUUCUGUUUGGCUUUUUUGUUUUUGUAGUCGUUUUCGCCCUGAGCUGCGAACGUCGGCUUGCCACACACUCAUAGCACACAAUCCAAAUAUACAAAAGCAACAGAGAAAAGAAAGUGAAAAAAGCAACAACAGCUAAGCAACACAUAAACUAUACAUAACGAGCGAUGCCAAUAUUUCUAAAAUGUUCAUUUCUAUGCAACAACAUCUAUCGAACUAUGCUAUGGACGGUUAUACAUAACGAGCUUUUGAUUCGAUUUUUUUUGUCUUAUACUUUUACAUCGUUCCAUACUUCGUCCGCUCUCUCUUUCUCGCUCGAUGUCUCGCUUUGCGUUGCUCGUAUAUUUUCCGUAUUUCUUAUUCAAAAUUACAUCCUUUUUUAAGCGUAGAAAGGAUACAGCACACACACAAUGCGAUAUCCUGUCGAACGAUAUCGCGUUUAGAUGUGAAUAUGCUGAGAAGGGAGCACAACUUUGGUAUUAUGAUUGUCUUCUUCUUGUCAUCAUCAUCGUUGUCGUCGUCUUUUUAUCCAUUAUACUGGAUAUAUAUUUUUUUUUCGGUUGUGUGUUGUCACUUUUCGACUCUCCACUUGAACUUAUUAUUGUAAUGAACUUGACAUUUAAGCAUUCAAGUUAAUAAAUCUCCUUUGGAUUGUGAAGCUUAGCCAUUCUUCGAAGAUGUGUUUGGAUGCGUUUUCUCACAUAAUUUAUGUGUGAUGGGGGUUGGGGUACAUAUUUUUCGGUUCUCUUUUUAAUGUUGUAAUGUUUGAACGGGAUUCGGGCCGUCACACAGUAACUUUUCCCCCUUUCAAACCAAACAGCAGCAAUAGAAAAACAAGACCGCAGGGCUUCGCUUCGCUCCGCUCUGCGUUCUUGAGUUUUUAGUUACUUAAUCUAUUUUGUUAUUUCACAACAAAGUAUUUUUUGGCGCACUACAUGAAAUGUAUUUCAUCAAAGUAACUUUGAAGUAAUUUGCAAAAUGAAUUACAAGAUCUUGAUUUUAUUUCUUUUUUGAAAUACACUGCCUUUGGCUUAGAUUAAAUAAAUAAUUAUUUAUUAUAUAUUAUAAUAUGAGCAUAGAAUCUAAAAUCACUUUAAUUCUGUUCAAGACACAGAAAAUAUUAUACGAAAAGUUAAUGUGAUUUUUAAACAACAUUUGAUAAUAAAAAUUUGAUUGGCGCUUUGAGAUAUUAUGCACUAAUUCGUCGUUACUGCCCUUGGUUUAAAUUAAAUAUGAGCAUACAAUUCAAAUUCACCAUAAUUCGUUUCAUCACUCAAAAAGUAUCUAGAAAAAAAAGCAGAUUAGUAGCUCUACAUUUCAUGUAGUGCUAAAAAGAGAAGAAAAUCGGUCGGUGCGUGUGAGAGAGUCCAAGUACCAACUAAUAAAUCGUAUUUUCAACUUAGUUUUGUUUUGUUCGGUUGUUUCUGCUGAGCUUUUCUAAUAACUUUCUACAGUUGUAAACUCAAAAAUAUAUUCGUACUUUUUUCCCAGUGAGUAAUACUGAUUCAGUCAUUGUCGUCGUGCUGAUUUGUUGGUUUUAUUGUAUUUUCCAUGGUUGUUAUUUAUCUUCUUUUGGUAUAUUUUACCCUGAACUCACCACCAUCAUCCAACGUUGUUAUGGCCACUAAUACCGUAAUUUUACAAUUAUAUUCGAGCUCAUUGUCGGCUUAUGGCUUUUCCAAACGAUUUUCGUUGUGGUAAAUGUGUCAGUUCUAUUGUCUGUUGACACUGACACUCACAAAACGGUAUAUCCCGAACACAAACGACAACCGACCAAAAGAAUGAAAAGAUCCAAAUGACAACCAGACAACAGCAACGAAUGAAAAAAAAAUUGUUCGAAAUGGAAAAGAGUACAAUCCAUAUGACAACCCCGACCACGAAUUCAUCAUCACCUUUUGCACGAAUGGAAUGCGACGAAUGAAAAAGUUGUCGAAGACGUAGAACCAGAGGAAGAGAGAGAGAGAGAGAGAGAGAGAGAGAGAGAGAGAGAGAGAAAAAAUGGCUGCGGUAAAAAUUAUGUUGAUUUAGGGCCACGGACGGGUUCCAAAUCAUAUGACAAAUCAAUUUUUCACAGAAAUAACCGUAGAGAAGUAACAAAAAAAGAAUCGAUUGUAUAUUUGUGCCGAAACACUAACUGGUCUAUUAUAAUCAAUGUUUACUUAAGCUAUCUUUUUGCUUUCGAUGUUUGUUAGGUUAACACUUAAUGGCAAACUCAAAUAUCAGGCCAGGCAAAAGCUUUCAUCGGCUUCCUGUACUCGUAUAUAUACGAGAGUACACACAGGAUACAGUCAUGUUUGUGCAAGAGAGCGGGUGUAUGUGUGUUGUUGUGAAUGGCUGCUGAUUUGUACCCAUUUUUUCCAAUCAACUUUUGUAUUUCGAUAAAUAUUCAAAUUACCCGAUCCAUAAUUAAAUUGCCUCAGUGCCGUCAGUGCAUAAAUAACACACAGACACAAAUACAUCAAUCUCACACAAGGAAACGCAGUGAAGGGUGCGCCAUUUAUUCUGUUGAAAAAUCUCGGCUGUGCUGUAAUUCGAGGAAUUUGGAACGAACAAAAAACGUUCGUUACUACUGUUGCUCAAAAACAGAUUCACACUUUUCGUGUGUCAGUUUCAGUUGGUGACGUGGUUUAUUGAUGGAUGGCAUUGCGUUUUCCCUGCGUGAGAAUAAUAUAAUGGUACACAAGAGCCAAAACGACAGGCGAAUAAAAAAACCCGAAGCCAACAUAAAUGUGUAUCAGGCGAACGAGCUAGCGAGUGAGCAAAAAAGAAGAUAGCAGCUCUGAAUCCAAGUAUUGAACGAACCAAACGUAAGAGCAUGAUCUGAGACAGUGGAAGAAAGUAAGUGAGCGAGCGAGCGAGAGAGAGAGAGAGAGAGAGCGAGUGAGAGUGUAAGUGAGUCUUGAGCCGUGUGGACGACGACAAAGACGAGCAACGAGAAGACACCGAACACGGAGGGAAGAUAAUAACAACAGAGAAAAGAAAAACGCCAAUUGGAAAAUAGCCAAUUGAAAAUUCAGUGAAUUACAUCAUCAAGAGUUCAUACAGACGUAAACAAAAGCAUCAAGCAUCCAAGCAAUAAGUCAUAUCACCCAAAGUAAAUUUAUUUAUCGGAAUCGCGUAGGCCAUACGUACGAAUACAAUUACAUUAAUAUGAUGGGAAAACAUUUAAGACGACGGUUCAGUUUGCAACCUUCAUUUAUGAAGGAUGACAAUGCCGACGAUAAACCGAAGCGUGAUAAAUUUGAUCGACAUGAAAUCGAUGCGGCCAUCAUUGAAAGCGCGGCCAAACGUGAGGAACCCUACCGCAUUGUGGUGUUGGGCCCGGAAAAGGUCGGUAAAACCGCAUUGAUUUGUCGAUUCUUGGAAAAAGACUUUCCAUUAAAGCACAGAGCCACCAGCGAACAGACCAAUUUCGGUACAUAUACACUGGCCGGUGUCAAAGUUAAACUAGAAAUUUUAGAUACAUCUGGCAAGAAUGAGUUUCCAGCAAUGCGCAAUUUAUCAUUGCAACGUGGAGAUGCAUUUAUAUUAGUUUAUGAUGUCACUAAUGCCGAAACAUUCGAAGAAGUGCGUCGAAUACGAGAUGAUAUUCAUAAAGUGAGGCAAACAAACACUAUACCAAUAGUGGUGGUAGGAAACAAGAUCGAUUUAGCUGAUUCGGAAACUAGGGAGGUUGACUCUUAUACAACGGAAUCCGUAGUUAGUGUGGACUGGGAAAAUGGUUUUGUCGAGGCUUCAGCCAAGGAAAAUGAGAAUGUUAACAAGAUUUUCAAGGAGCUUUUACUCCAAGCGAAGCUUGCAUACAAACUUAGUCCAACGUUACGGAAAAACCAUAGUCGUCGCCAAUCGUUGCCCCCAAACCAGAGUGGUUCCGGUUCAUCGAUGCACAGUCAACCGGGCAGUUGUCCGCCAUCAACUGUUCAUGUACCAUCACCGCUGCAGUUGCAACAUUUACAACAAAUUCAGGCGCGCAACUCGAGAGGCAAGCGUAAUUCAUGCAUUUUAUCUUAAGAGAAUAUUUAACACAAAAGACACAUGCAAGAAAGCAAAACAAAGCAAAACAAACAACAUUCACUCCCCAUGGCUAGUCCCUGUAGAUUUUUAUAUUUGCAUUGACGAAGCGAGACAUUUUAAAGAAAAUCAAAUCCGAAGCGAAAAAUAAAUAAAUAAAAUGAUGAAGCACACACAUACAUCCCCAUCCUCGCGCGCGCCAUUCGCUCACAUUUCAUUCUAUCCGGUUUCAAGAUCAUCAACUCCUCACCCCCUGCAUCCAUUCCAUCAACCAUACGCGAAAAUUUAUUGCGCAAUUCAAUUGAAUCGUUCGAUUCCUCAAUGAUAUUACGGAGAAGAAGCAGAAAAAGACGGGGAAAAAAUGAAGCACAAAAUCACUCUCAUUUCCUCAAACAAUGUCCACAUUUCCUUCGCGCUGAAUUCGGCCUUUCGUAUGAAAUUAUAACGAUUCACCGUCAAACCACCACACAUUCAACUGGUAUCGGUAAAUGAUGAAACCAGUUAAACAAUUUCGCCUCACAGCUUCAAAUUGCUUUUGAAAGAUUUACCAUUGAACUUAAUUACAUCUAUCAAUAAAAGGAAUUCAAUGCGCUUCUAAUUUUCCUUCAUCGACAAUAAUAAUGAAUGGCAAAUAAUUCGCUUAUUAUUUUCAAUUUCAAUUACAACUUGCUUAAUGAUGACGAUGAGUGAACGGCAGAUGGAUAGAGAGAGAGAGAGAGAGAGAGAGAGAGUGAGUGAGAAAUACCGAGUGGGAGAAACACACUCUGAACUCUGGUGUUUCCUGUGUUUCUCAUUAUUCCUCCCAUUAAUUCAAGUGGAAUUUCCAAUUUUCCAUCUACGAUCUCGUUGUCAUCUCACUCUCACUAUCUCUCAUCCUCUAUUCCGUUCACAAAAACUAGAUAAAACAAACAAACGUGUAUGUAUGUGUAGGUGGUAUUUACAAGAAGAAGCAACAGAACAAAAAAAAAACUAUGUGAAAAAAGUAAUUAAUCAGUAUAUUUACGUAAAGAAGAAAUGAUUGUGCGUGAAGUGCGCUUUUGCCAAAACGCAGCAAACCAAAAAUCAAAAUAAUUUAUAUUUGCACAAAAUAAAAAUUAUUUACUUAACGCAAUUAAAAUAAAAAGCAAAAAAAUGAAUAAUGAUAAAAAAAAGUAUAUUGUAUACAAGAAAACACCAAGUAUAUUGAGCUAUGUGGCUCGUGUCUGAAAUCUGUUCAAACUUAAAAGCGAAUGGGUAAAAGAGUAAAAGUCGCUCAUUUGCUUUGAAUUGAAUGGGCAGCUCGUAAACGACGACACUGCACUUGACAACCAAGCAUAAUGAUUUUGUGUGGGAGACUGUGACUGUGAAUUGAAAUUGAACAUUGAACAUUGAGCAUACAUGCUCAGCACAUACACAAAAACAUUGCAAUUCGACAAAUGUUUCGCGGGUUUUUUCCCCCCCUCAAUAUAUACUUAUUUUCGAGUGCCGGACGUGUUUUUCUCUUCUUGUACGUGGGAUACAAAAUAGUGAGAGAAUCAAAUGUGUUUGAUACUAUAUAUUUGUAAUCUUUGAAAGUAAAACAAAAAAAAAAUUAUAUCUCAAAACUGAUGACAUUUAAAUAUAUUUAUACUGUAGAUGGAUAAUCGUAAGUAGGAAAUCCAAAUUUAUUCUUCUGUGUCCACAUAAAAAAAGGCUUACCAAUUCAAAACAGACAGAUGAAUUCCCCAAUUAUAUUGGGCCAACAAUGGCGGGAACAUAGACAAAUGCUUUUUCUCAAUCGAAUUGCAAAUUUUAAACAUGCAACAUCAUUUAAUGUCAGCUAUGACAACAAUUCCAAUAUUGUAUUAAAAUAUGUUUAAUUCGAUUGCAAUCGAUUGCAAAAAAAAAUUAUGCCAUUCAAACAAUAAACCAAAAUAAAAAAUAUUCGUCUGCGAUACACACAUCAAUAUGAACAUCGUUGUGUGCAAAAUGAACAGAAAAAAAAACUACAAGAAAAGCUCCGAAAAAAAGAACACUUAAGUUUUAUUAAUGGACCUGUUUCGUAUAGCGAAAAAUAAAAAUUGAAAUUAUAAUGUCAUCGUGAGAUGAAUCCUAUUCGCAUCACAUAUAUACAUCAUCGUACAGAAAAUAUGCGCAUUGUCGAUGUUCAGGUCUUUCUCUCACAUGCCAAAAAUUUUGUAUCCAUAUUUCAUGGAAAAAAAAUGUUCUUCUUGUCAUCUAUCACCGUAGCGAUUAAUUAAAUAAUCUCAAAACUAGAACAAACAAAAAAUUUCAUAAUAAUAAUAAUGAAUAAUGCGCGCGGGGCAUCAAAACGAACACGCACAUUUGGGAAUAUACAUAUAAUAUAUCACACAUACACAAAGUCGUAUAGCGUGAAAAAGCACACAAAAGAAUGGAUCGUUGUUGCUCAUCAGAUGUGUGUUCUUUCUGCUCAAUCGGUUUUUCACAUCGAGCAAACCAAAAAGUGCUCGUUUUCGAACAAACGAUGCUCGUCUCGAAGAGAAGAAGCAAGAGAAAAAGCCAUACACACCAAUGCCAGCAAAUCAACAACCUCUUUUAGAAUCUUAUCUUUAUGAAUAAACAAGUCUUAAUGUAAUAUACGUAACGGUGUUAGGAGUGAGUUAAAUGGGAUAAAAGAAGAAGAAGAAGAAGAAGAAAAAAUAUAACUGAAUGCAUAAAAUUGGUUGGGUUCGAUGCUAGCUGUGCUCGGGCAUCCAAUUGCAUUUCUCAUAAGCUCUUCUUUAUUUAGUUACUUCCUCUAUCUAUCGUAUAUUUAAUGUGGAAUUUAAAUGGCAAUUUGUAAAUUGCGAUCAAAACACUAUUUAGACAUCUCUAUUUACUGAAUUUUUACUCUUUUCUAACAAUUUCAAAGUCCAAAAUACAUAAUCAAAAUUAACUUGAACCAAAAAAACAACAACAAUAACAUUAUUUAAAUCAAUUGUAAGAACAAACCAAAAUAAUAAUAAUAUUUACUGAAAAAAUAUGUAUUUUUAACAGAAUUAAACCAAAUAUAUAUGUAUAUAUAUUUAUGAGAUUUCCUCAGCCCAACCAAAACCAAAAGUAAUUGUAUAUUUAGUAUUUAAAAGAAAAAAAUAAUACAGCUUUGACAUAAACAAUUUCUCCAAAUUUAAAUGACUGAAACAAUGUAACAACAACAACAAAAAAUAUGAAAUUUAUUCUAGCUACCAAAUUGAAAAUUUAUUCAAAACCCAUUUAUAAUCCCAAAAACCCAAACCCUAAACGACAUCACACAAAAGUACCCUUUAUCCAUCCCAAAUUUAAAAUUAAAAUUUAUUCCGUUAUGACAAUCUCUGGAAAUGUGGAAAAAAUGAAAACGGAGCCGAGGAAAAAAUUAAAUUAUGAAUGAAUAGUUGACAUGGGAUUCAAUAGCAUGUAACAAAAUUGAUCAAGUGAAAGCUGUAUGGUUUUACUGUAAAAUGGAUGUAAAUGUGUUAGAUCAAAAAAAAACAUGUAAUUCUAUUUGAUGACCGGUAACGAGCAAAUACAAUAACAACAAUAUAAGAAUGAA